This is a messenger RNA of Penicillium roqueforti, 984 nucleotides long. RefSeq lists its product as uncharacterized. Bases 1 to 984 code for a protein of 327 amino acids. Gene Ontology annotation, molecular function: oxidoreductase activity. The record is from RefSeq and is a predicted model, not a curated record. Lineage: Eukaryota; Fungi; Ascomycota; Eurotiomycetes; Eurotiales; Aspergillaceae. The transcript has a single exon.
AUGCGAGCUAUUGUGAUGCACAAUAUAGGUGGCCCUGAGGUGUUGAAACUUCAAACGGUUCCAAAGCCAACACCCACAGAGGGAGAGGUGCGCAUACGCAUCAAGUCCUUUGGGCUCAAUCGAUCGGAAGUAUUCACGCGUCAAGGUGAUUCACCCGGUGUGACAUUCCCGCGUAUUCUGGGCAUCGAAGCUACAGGAAUCGUCGAUGAGGCCCUGGAUUCAGGCUUCAAAGCUGGCGAGGUCGUCGUCACUGCAAUGGGCGGCAUGGGCCGAUCCUUCGAUGGCGGAUAUGCCGAAUACACGGCUGUGCCGGUAGACCAAGUACGACGCGUCGAUGCCACCGCUGCCUUUGGCCCCGAUCGGCCCGUGCCUUGGGAUAUCUUGGGCGCUCUUCCUGAACUUAUGCAGACGGCUUGGGGUUCCCUGUUCACCAGUCUCGCGCUAUCUCCCAGUGACCGCUUGUUGGUCCGCGGCGGAACUACCAGCGUGGGGUUGGCAGCUGCGGCCCUCGCUCGAUUGCAUGGAAUCUCUGUCACUGUAACAACACGGAAUCCAGCACGCGUAGAGUUCUUACGUGGUCUUGGUAUUGACGACGUCAUUAUCGACGGGGGAUCGAUAUUGGCUGAGGUCCAGAAACGUGCUCCGUUUGGGAAAAUCCUUGAACUGGUUGGGGUAACCACGCUAAACGACUCUCUGCAAUGUGCGGCGCCUGGUGGUACUGUUUGUAUGACGGGUAUAGCUGGGAACAAAUGGACCUUUGACCAGUUCACGCCCAUGGGGUCGAUACCGACCUCUGUUAAGCUGACCACCUAUACGAGUACCACGGAGGCAGUACUGAAAACGCCCAUUGAGGAGAUCGCUCGGGAUCUGGUGACAGGCAAGAUUCACUUGCCAAUCAAGACCUUUCCGAUGGAGAAAAUUGUGGAGGCCCAUCGGUUGAUGGAGGAAAAUGGGGCAUUGGCGAAGAUUGUGAUGAUUGUUUAA